CCCAAACGAAACCAAUCUCAGCAGGGCUUAAUUCAAGUUCGCUCUCUCUUCUCGCACAUGUCGAUUGCCUCAUGUCUCUCGGCAGACAUGCCUACCGGCAUGCUGUACAUUCAGCCUCAUCAUCGUCGGGGUUAAUCGACCACGUCUGGAUCAGCGAUGAUCUGUUGGCGUCGACCUUCCGAAGCUUCGUCAAGAGUCAGCGACGCCAUGCAAGCCGCGUCCCGGGCCCAUUGGAGGCCCGACGACGGCUGGCGAAGAGGAAAAACUGCGCUCUUGCUCCAGUGACCGGUGCGCUGCCACCGGAUCCCCAUCUGUUUGGGCGCGGUGGCCGACAACAUUUGCUGUGGAACAGCGAUCACGCGCCCGCAUCUUCACCACUAUUUUCUCCAUAUGAUAACCCACACUCGGUUGAACCCGAUCAGGGGGAGCAUACUCGCGCUGCUACGACGAGGAUAAUUGGAUAUGGACUUCAAUCAGGGAUUUCGCACUACGAUUUACACCCUCCGCUCGCUCCAAUUGCGCCUUUGUCGGGCGAAAACGAAACGUUAGAUCCGGGCGGGUUUGUCGACUUGGGCAGCUCAUCAGAAGCCGUUCCUUCUCCUCCUCCUUCUUUACCAACCGACGGCAACAUGAACGAUACGGCCGGAUUCGUGGACCUGACUAGCUUGGCAGAAUCCGAGCCUGGACCUGAGCUUGGUUCUUCAGGGCGCGAUGUCGAGGAUUCCGAUCUGGGUGGAUAUGGCGACCCGGCCGACUCGUUUUAUACCUCUCUUUCUCAACCACGCGGCAGCGAGGUGAAUAAGCCAGGCACCUGUGUUGACUUGUCAGCGGAGCCUGCGUCUUCACACCCUGACAGUGAUAUGGUCGACUCAAGCGGAUUUGUGGACCUCGUUAGCUCUUCUGCGUCUUCUCCCAAGCGGUCCAAGCGUGACCUUUCACAUCUAGUUGACCCGAACGGUUUGCUUAUCGAUGUAGCCCGCUUCUCACAUGCUUCGCUUUCUCCGCGCGACCCCGUGGUCACUGAUCAGAACGGAUUCGUUGAGUUGAACGGCCUAUCAGAACCGGCGGAUGAUAGCAAAGUCCUUCCCUCCAAAGAAAUUUUGACGAAGCGUUUGGAAACCUGCUCAUCACUCGAGGCGGUCACGAACUUGAUAAGUGCGAUGAAUAUAGAUCUUCAGCAUGAGCCUGGCUACAGUCGCAUAGUAUUCGAUCAUUACUUUUCGCAGCUUGCGCUGGGCAAAUCAAACGCCCAGGAGCUGUCUCUGUUUCUGGAUCACCGGGCACUUAACACUCCAGGAGCUGGGGCUUUCCCAUUUGUUGCAAAGUACAUUAUUCAACCAGCGACAGACUCACGAGAGCGUGCUGUAUUGUUUGCGAGCAUGCUCAGGGCUAUCAGAGUCGGUGCGAUAGUUCCGUCUGAGCUUCGGGAAGUCAUCGGGACCCUGCAAAAGUUGCCGGAUGUGGGGGUCGCCACGACGGACAGGCCGACAGUCGAGACACAACACAAUAGCCCAAGCGGCGUGAUGGAAGCAUACCAGAAAAUCUGUGAUGUUCUUGAUUCCACAGCGAAGGGCGGUAAAUACCCGAGUCUGGACGAGGACACAGCCAAUCUAUGGCUUAAAAUCAUCUGGGAGCGGAAUGUACUUGCUGAGUUGAGGCUGGCACACAGGAUCCUGGCUCGUGCUCGGCAUCUUCGUUCCACCUGUGCCUUCUGGGGGCCCCGGUUCAUCAUCCGCUGGCUUGGACUUCCGGACGAGCUUCGGAGUGAAAUCGUUCCCUCCUUCACAACUUUACUCUUCCAAAGGUUUCACUACAAUGCAGUAGGUGCAACUAUCAUAUCGGUUACAGAGUAUCUAGUUUUGGCUCAGAAGCAGCAUCUGCUUCCCAGGUGGCACGACUGUUUGACCUCUAUCCGCACGGUCAGAGACAUCCCUAGGGCAGGGGCGUGGGUCGACGCACGGUCACAAAUUCCAGCAGGAUCGAGUCAUUCUGGGUUGUCAAUCCAACAACGCUUCCUUCUGCGCCUUUGGGUCUUCCGUGCUCUGAACUUGAGUCAUGCAGCCGGCCCAACUUGGGAUAAGAAGCCUCAGAUGAUAGGGAUAAGGCAUCUUAUACAUUCUGACUAUGUACGGCCGAUUGAGAAAUGGGGGGCGCGAGUCCUCAGCCUUUACCAGGCUUGCCGAACGAACCAUAAGAAGAAAGACCUCGUGAGCAGUAUUUUAGAUGAUGCGCGUGAGUUGGAGCUGCCUGCCAAUGGAAUCACAAUCUUGGCCCUUUCAUACCAGACCAGAAAUGCCCUCAACAAAACCACUAGGGCGGCUCUGCAAGCUUUAGAGACGUCGGACGUCUCCUUCAACGAUCUGUUUCGAGACUUUGAAACGCCCUACACUCUCCUCCUUCAGUUCGCACGCGCCUUUUCGAAGAUAGCGCGGGAGAUAGACAUCGAAUCGCCGUCUUUCAUGCAGCGCGCUCUAGAGCUGGCCAGAAUUGGAAACCGGUCAGAAGUCCAACUGUUGUUUCGGAUUUUCGACUGGCAUGUACCCCUCAAGAUCGCCCUGGCGAGGUCAUGGCAGCCUCCUCCCGAUCCUUCCCAUCAUGCGCUCGUGGUCUACGAGCCUCGGGACAGCAGAAGGCACCCCGAUCCUCACGCCGCGCUCAAUAUGAUAAACACUUUUGCGGUGGCUCUGUCAUGUUCACAGAGUCUCACCCCGCGGCAAUCCUAUCGAUUGGUUUGUUGGCUGUACGUAUACUUGAUGAGGCAUCAAGCACCUGUGCAACCGAUCAUUGUCCGCGCUAUGUAUCAUGCUGGCGUCGUGCGCGCCCGACGAGAAAUGAGAGGCAUGUUCUGCGAGGCGCAGUUCAAGUACAUCAUGCAAAAGGUACAACAGGUCGAGUCGCCGGAGGUUGUGAGAGCGUUGAGAGACCCGAAUUUUGUGUGGAGGAACCAAGGAAGCGACUCGGUUGCUGGGAAUUAAUGCCUACCUUCGAGUUGGGUUUACAUGCACUGGAGAUCUUAUUCCGCAUUAUUAGGUAGGUGUGGUUCGAGGCAUGCUGGGACUGUUAUUCUGUAUCGCUUUCUCAAAAUGUUCUACAUUUUCUACAAGACGUAUUAUACCCCUGGUUGUAUAUAGACACUCUUUCAGACUCUUUCCUCCGAGUA
Molecule: messenger RNA, 3160 nt
Organism: Aspergillus brunneoviolaceus CBS 621.78
Lineage: Eukaryota; Fungi; Ascomycota; Eurotiomycetes; Eurotiales; Aspergillaceae
Exons: 1
Coding region: 72-2975 (967 amino acids)
Source: RefSeq, a predicted model, not a curated record